Molecule: messenger RNA, 1529 nt
Organism: Onychostoma macrolepis
Lineage: Eukaryota; Metazoa; Chordata; Actinopteri; Cypriniformes; Cyprinidae
Exons: 6
Coding region: 1-822 (273 amino acids)
Biological process (GO): positive regulation of ERK1 and ERK2 cascade; interleukin-15-mediated signaling pathway; T cell activation
Cellular component (GO): membrane raft; external side of plasma membrane
Molecular function (GO): protein tyrosine kinase binding; MHC class II protein binding
Source: RefSeq, a predicted model, not a curated record
AUGGCUACCCAGCCAGUGGAGAUUUGGCGAGUGUCCCGGAGCGGAGUGAUUACAGACUGCUUACAGCGGAGAGAGGAACGUGCUUUCACUGCAGGCUUCGAUCACAUCCAGAUCUCCAGAUCCAGAUUCACUCAGCAGGCGGAAUGCACCUCGUCUGCCCUUAAUUUAAGACCUAUUCAAACUACAAUUAAGACAUUUAUUACACUGUUCCAGAAAUUUAAGCCUAUUUACAGCCUUAAAAUUAUGAAAAUCUCUUCAUCUUCAUCAUCCUCACAGACUGAGAUCAGUGCAGGCCGCUCUGUGACUCUCUUCUGUCAGUUGUAUUCUCUUGCUGGAGUCUCUUGUGAUGAUUGGAUCCGUUCUGAGGGAAUUGAGCUGUUCUGGGUGAAUCAGGCUGGUGUUAAACUGAAGAUAUCAGACUCCAGAUAUCAGAUAUCAGCAUCAGAUCACUGUAACAUCACUCUGACUACAACACUCCUGAAUGAAGAUCACAACAGAGAGUGGAGAUGCAGUGUUACUCACAGAGAUCGAGUCCAGAGCUCAGUCACAUAUACUGUCAAGAGUUCAGCUCGAGAUGAUCCAGCGUCACCAGUGAUUCCAGUCCACAACACAAAAUCAACUACAACGACACCAAUAACUUCUACACAAGACAUGAUCACAGAUCCAGCAGAAACUGAAGUCAGAAGGACUGCUGGAUCAUUAUUCAGAGUGAUUGUGAUUAUUGUUGAGUUUGCAGCGUUUGCUGCUCCUACUGUGAUUCUUCUUCAGAUCAUCUGUGCAAGAAGAGCUGGGAGGAAGAACUCACAGCACCAGAGGAAAUAGUGAUGAAUGCAAUAUUAGAACAAAAUACUCUCUACAAAUAACAGACCAGAUUACAGCAAGAUUUAUCUUCAUCUCAAUGAUAUUAUGGAUAUUUGCAUGCAGCUUUCAAGGAUAUUUGCUCCAUAUACACAUAAUACAGUACGUGGUAGUUUUCUAGCCUUGAGUUAUCUAAUCCUUGCAUUAAACUUUUUAUAGAGGCUUUUUAAAUGUUGUAAUGGUCCAUUUUAACUGAUGAUGCAACACGUCUGUUAAUUAUCAUAUUACAUAUUUACAGAUGUAUAUUUUUUUAUUCAUUCACUGAUCAUUUAAAUCCAGAGACAAGUCCUUACUUAUGAAAAUGUAAGAUUUUUUCUGUAUUAGCUCUCUGUGUAAACUCUUGAUUACAAACAUCUCAGAAAUUAAAGGAAAAACGCACUAUGUAUUUUCUCGUGUUAUUUUCCCUCCUCUCGACGCUUCACACUCCAGUCCAGCGGGGGGCGCUGUUUGAACCACCAUUAACCCUCAGAGGAAGAAGAUUAGUUUCACUAGUGGUGGAGAGAUGAAGCUUCAUGAAGCUUUUGAAGCUUUGCAGCCAGAUGUGUUGAAAAGUGCUUCAUUUCUGGAGGCUUUGAAUGCAGGCGAGCGCCACCUGCUGGUCGAUGCCAGUAACCUGCAGGAAAACAUUAUCAGGAGUGUGACAGCGUUAAAAUGUGUGCUACAUGGUUCAG